AUGGAAAUGCUGGAAGAGGAGGAAGAGAUUCCUGUGAAGUAUCGGCUUCGCGGUGAAACUGAUUGGCAAUUCAAGAAAGAAGCGAUCAUGAAGAUUGGGAGGACUGAAUGGGCGAUUCGUCUGAAGUUAUGCAAACAAGGCGACGAUCACCAAUACUACUCACUCCACGUGGCGUUACUCACCCCGAACCGCCAAUCCCGUGUUCAGAUUAAAUGUACUCGGGAAGGAGAGACGAACCCCGAAUGGAUGCAGGAAUACACCUUCGGAGGAAUGCAAACUCUACUUGUUAAUCCUUGUUUGAUGAAAAUUGUGGAACCAAAGGACAAGGUUACAUUUGUUGUGGAGCUGAAGCAACUAACUGAGGAAGAUGCUCCUAAAUUGACCCUUCCCAAGGAGAUCCUAUUUCCCAACGGGACCCACGCUUUGAAAGUUGGAGAUAGAAAAUUGAUAUUGGAUCCUGAGUAUCUGAAACGUCGUGCACCGUUACUCGGUUAUUUGUUCGAGGAUGAUGAGAAAAAGGAGUACACUUUUAAUUCGGUCCUUUUUGAAGAUUUGGUCGAUGCGAUGGGAGUUUUUCAUCAUCGGUGGGACCUUGAAGCUGACCGCCUUCUUCAACUUAUCCCUAUCGCUCGAAAACUCGGCUUUGAUAUCUGGGGACCAUCGUUGAACCGUGAAUUCUCUCAACUGGUCCACCGCUCGGAACCAGUUAAGAUUGUACAAUUACCGACAGAUGAAGAGAUUCCUUGGGAAUUUGAUACAAACAUAUUAUGGAUGCUGAAGGAUAUUAAGUCACUUGGAUCUUCCUCGAUCCCUCAGAAACAAAAUUCCAUGAUGACCUGGGAGGAUGAUCAUCGGAACUGUCUCAUGUUCGCCUAUACACAAGAGUUCCUUGGCGAAAAAUACCUAUCCAUUGGCUUCCAGUUCACCAGGGAAUCGUGCUCUAGUGAUGAUGAUGAAGAAGAGGAGGAACAAGAACUCCGACCCCCUUCAAUUUGUAGAAGUGUGACUCACUUUGACAUCUUUAUACACAUCCGGGACGAGUAUGGAAACUUUAUGUAUACUGAUAAGAUUCUAGGAGUCAAAGAUGAUGAUUAUGUAAUCGUUGGGUCUCCUGUUUUUGCCAAAUUUGAAGAUGUUCUGAAACACUCUGUAGAUGGAAAUUUAGAUCUGGAGCUAAUCUUUGUUUCACGGAGUGUGGAUCCUGGAGAGGAUCCCGAGCAAGAAGAAGGAAACGAUGAAAACCGAGACAUCAAAAUGCCAGGACUCACAAAUGGAAAAAUUCAAUGUGAAGGACGCAUUACUCACAUCAACAAAGAAUAUCUCUCUCAUCACUCUGAGUUUUUCCGUGGAAUGUUUUCGAAGCGAUUCGUAGAAGGCUCCCAAUCAUGUAUAAAUUUGUCUAUGGAAACUUUGGGAACCCUCAAAACCGGGUUGGAUAUGUUGUACAAUCGACGACUGGUAUUGGAUGAUGUUGGGAUUACUAGAAUCUUGGAUUUCGCGGAUCGAAUUUGCUCAAAAAAAUUGAUAGAUGGGUUGCAGACAAUGCUAUGGGGUAGUAAGAUUAUUAAUAUUGAGGAUAAACAGUGGUUGGCAGAGGAGUUUAUGCUGACUGAUUUAGAGAUCCGAUGUGCUAUGGAACAAAACGAAGAAGUCCUCAAAGUCACCCGCGCGUCCUGUAAACGUGCUCGUCCUGCCGAUUUUCAAGAUGAUGCACCUGCGGCGCCGCCCCAACCGAUUCCCGAAAGAGUGUUCCAACAAAUUAAUGAGCAAGCGGAUGAGGCAAUUAGCGCUCGAUAG
Molecule: messenger RNA, 1797 nt
Organism: Caenorhabditis briggsae
Lineage: Eukaryota; Metazoa; Nematoda; Chromadorea; Rhabditida; Rhabditidae
Exons: 7
Coding region: 1-1797 (598 amino acids)
Molecular function (GO): protein binding
Source: RefSeq, a predicted model, not a curated record